GUAAAAAAAAUAAAAAUUUCAUAAUUAUACAAAUAUAAUUAAAUAUUAAAACAGGAGAUGGGCUGUAAUCCUCUAUCUAAUCUGGUUUUAAAUAGCUUAGAAAAGGUAGGGACAUCAUGCACAUCCUAAGUGUUUUGAUGAUGUUUCCUCAUGUUUCUAGCAUGUCUAUGUUUCUCAUAACUAUCCUUGCUAUUAUCAUCAUCUCGACCGUAAUGGCAAGACCCUCUUUCUUUACUUCCAAAUCUUCAUCAUCUCAAGAUUUAGAUUCUUCCUAUAAGGUGAAAUUCAAGAGCCUUCGACCAAAGUUGUAUGGAGAUUACGGGUUUUGGAACCCUAGCCCGGUUUAUGGAGGCGGUUUUCCGUAUCCUGGGCCAGUUCCUCAUGGCAGUGUAGAUUCGAAACAGAGACAUAAGAAGCCACAAUGAACCCAGAAGUUAUGUUUUAUAUGUUCUUCAACUUUGUUACUUGUGGGUAAAGCGUUUGGUAUAUUGGUGGAUGGUGGUCUAUGAAAAAGUUAGUGCUAAGGCAUGUAUACUUACGGCAUAUGAACAAUGUAUUCGCUUGUGUUUGGUCAUAGACAUAUACAGAGUAUUAGUCAUACACACAUUUUGUUUCACUCUCUUGGUAAACCAUGUAUCUAUAAAUGUAAUACUUCCUCCGUUUCGAAUUACUUAUCGU
Messenger RNA from Raphanus sativus (radish), 678 nucleotides. RefSeq lists its product as uncharacterized. The record is from RefSeq and is a predicted model, not a curated record. The transcript has a single exon. Bases 117 to 425 code for a protein of 102 amino acids. Lineage: Eukaryota; Viridiplantae; Streptophyta; Magnoliopsida; Brassicales; Brassicaceae.